GCGCUCCGCUGUGGCGGAAGUAAGUCGUAUCGCUGAGGGCCUCAUCCUUCCAAUGGCGACUGCAAACAGGCUGAAUAGAAAGCGGGAGCAACCGUGGAGGGGGGUCAGAGCUGUGUAACGGAAAUUAAAUAAAUAUAUCAUAUUCUCUGUAGUCACAAAGUUAGCCUGAAAUUUCUUUUCACCUCUCCCAAAAAUCACGUCCGUUUCAAUGGCCAAAAAUCGGAACAUUUCGCUCCUUGAGUCGGAGCUCUACUACUUGAUUUCUCGUUUUCUGACAACGGGUCCGUGUCGGAGAGCGGCUGAGGUCCUGGCGAGCGAGUUGGAGGAAUAUCAGGUCUUACCCGGCAGAUUGGACUGGCAGGGAAACGAGCACCCGAGAACAUAUGAAGAUGUGGUUGCAGCCAACAGACAUAUUGCACCAGACCAUUUGCUCCAGAUAUGUAAGCAGAUUGGACCACUUCUUGACAAAGAAGUGCCAUCAUGUGUCCCAGGUGUACACUCUCUCCUGGGUUCUGGAAAGCAGUCAAUGCUUAGGACCGCAAAAGAUUGCGACAAUGUGCGGUUUAAAGCUUCAUCAUAUGCAGCCCUUCACAGGGGCAGACCACCAGAGAGGCCUUCAAACUGCAAGAAGCCGCCACCUCUAGUGAAGAUCCAUCGAGGAAGAGAGCUGACGGGAGUACAUCGCUUCAGCUCCAUCAAUCCUGUCAGCAACUAUGAGCACAUGCGGCUACAUAGGCGGAUCCUGGGGCAUCUGUCUGCAGUGUACUGUAUCGCCUUUGAUCGCACCGGUCUCAGGAUCUUUACAGGCUCAGAUGACUGUUUGGUGAAGAUUUGGUCUUCGUUUGAUGGAAGGCUUCAUUCAACAUUGCGAGGACACUCUGCAGAAAUCACGGACUUGGCGGUUAGUUAUGAGAACACGCUCAUUGCCGCAGGAAGCUGUGACAAGACCAUCCGUGUAUGGUGCCUUCGUACCUGUGCACCUGUGGCUGUGCUGCAGGGGCACAGCGGACCCAUUACCUCCCUACAGUUCUCACCGUUUGCUAAGGGCUCAAAACGUUACAUGCUGUCCACUGGAACUGAUGCUACAGUCUGCUUCUGGCAGUGGGACGUCAACAACAUCAACUUCAGUGAUCGGCCACACAAGUUUACAGAGCGACCGAGGCCGGGAGUUCAGACUGUGUGUUCCUCAUUCAGUCCAGGUGGAAUUUUCUUAGCAACAGGAAGUACUGAUGAUGUCAUCAGGAUAUAUUACUUGGGUAGCGGGAGUCCAGAGAAGAUAUCAGAGCUCCAUGAGCACACAGACAAAGUUGACAGCAUCCAAUUUUGCCACUCAGGUGAAAGGUUUGUGAGUGGAAGUCGAGAUGGAACAGCGCGAAUCUGGAAGCUCCAUCAGCGCCAGCAGUGGAGGUGCAUCCUGCUCAACAUGUCUGCCACAAUUCCAGGUGCUGAACAAAUGAGUGAAGAGGAAAGCUACUUCAAACCCAAAGUCACCAUGGUAGCGUGGGAUCGCCAUGACAAUACAGUCAUCACAGCCGUUAACAACCAUCUCCUCAAAGUGUGGAACUCCUACACAGGACAGCUGCUACAUAUCCUUAAAGGCCACGAGGCUGAGGUGUUUGUCCUGGAACCGCACCCCUUUGACCCCAGGAUCAUCCUGUCUGCCGGCCAUGACGGGAAUGUUUUCAUAUGGGACCUGCUGCGAGGGACAAACACACAGCACUACUUUAACAUGAUUGAGGGUCAGGGUCACGGAGCCGUUUUUGAUGGUAAAUUCACCCCUGAUGGUCAGCGUUUCGCCUGCACAGACUCCCAUGGCCAUCUGCUCAUCUUUGGCUUCGGCAGUUCCAAGCCCUAUGAGAAGCUUCCAGACCAGGUGUUCUUCCACACAGACUACAGGCCGCUGAUCCGGGACACCAAUGGUUUUGUUCUGGAUGAACAGACACAGCAGGCGCCUCAUCUCAUGCCCCCACCCUUCCUUGUGGACGUGGAUGGAAACCCCCAUCCACCAAGGUACCAGCGUCUUGUUCCAGGGCGGGAGAACAUCGCUGCUGAACACCUGGUUCCUCAGCUGGGAUACGUUGCCACUAGUGACGGAGAGGUGGUGGAGCAGGUGAUCAGCCAGCAGACUUCAGAGCAUGAGGAAGCUGCAAUAAGACGCGGCAGCCUUCUGGACCAGGCCAUCCGACAGCUCCAGCAGCGGCAGGACCGGCAGCAAAUCCCAGGGUCAGAGGCAGAACCGGAGGCUGGAGCAGGACCAGAAGGGCAAGCUGGGGCUCAGGGCCCAGCGCCAGCACCUACACCAAGCACACCACGUAGAGUGUCUGUGAACGACCGAGCAGAUGUGCAGUCUCCCCCUAAUGUGGGUCUGCGCCGCAGUGGACAGGUGGAGGGUGUCAGGCAGAUGCACCAGAAUGCUCCUCGCAGUCAGAUGGCCACUGAGAGAGACCUGCAGGCCUGGAGACGGAGGGUGGUGGUGCCUGAACUACAACCCAGCGGCUACAGGUACCAGGAGGAUGUCCGAACCGCCAAAGGUGAUGAGGAGGUUUUUCUGUACAACGCAAAGAAGAGACGCAUUAUCUACAGCAGCUGUCGAGAUGAUUCAGAUGAUGAACCUUCCGGUACGAAGAGAGGACACGGCCGCGGCGACACGCUUGAUUACAUCGACUUGUCGUGUGAAGAGGGAGAGGAGACAGCGAGCUCGGAGGUACACUCUGAGGACAAUGAAUUGGAUGGCAGUGACCUGGACUCCUCAAAUGACGAGGAGGAGUGGAAUAGUGACAGCUCAAGCCACACUUCCAGCGAGUACUCAGACUGGACGGCAGACGCUGGUAUCAACCUGCAGCCCUCGACCCCCUUAUCUUCACGGAAACGAGUGCGGCGCCAGCUCAGCAGCUCGGAAGAGGAGGAGGAAGAGAAUGAAGAAGAGGAGGAGAAGCAGCAGAGUGACGAGGAGGAAAAUCCUGAGAAGAAAAGCAAAGAGAAGGCCAAGAAAGCAAAGAACAAGUCGCCCAGGCGACCAAAGGCCAGACCAUCCAUCAACAGAGAAGUGUCCAAUGAGUUCAGACCGUCACCAUGGAUCACUGAUGUCAUUCCCAGGAAGUCACCUUUUGUUCCCCAAAUGGGUGAUGAGGUCAUCUACUUCCGGCAGGGCCAUGAGGCUUAUGUUGAGGCAGUGAACCGGAAUGAACUGUACCCCAUCAACUUGGACAAACAGCCAUGGAAGAAAUUGGAGUUGCGGGACCAAGAGUUUGUGAAGAUCACUGGGAUCAAGUAUGAAGUCUGUCCUCCAACACUCUGCUGCCUGAAGCUGACUCUUAUUGACCACGGCACGGGCAAAAUCUCAGACAAGUCGUUUUCUGUCAAGUAUCAUGACAUGCCAGAUGUAAUAGAUUUCCUGGUGUUGAGGCAAAGUUAUGAUGAGGCGCUCCGAAGAAACUGGCAACCAAACGACAGGUUCCGCUCAGUGAUAGAUGAUGCCUGGUGGUUUGGGACCAUCGUCUGUCAGGAGCCGUACCAGCCAGAAUACCCUGACUGCCUCUUCCAGUGCUUCAAAGUCAGAUGGGACAACGGAGAAAUUGAGAAGCUGAGUCCUUGGGAUGUGGAACCUAUUCCAGAAGAUGCCGAGCAGCCAGAGACAGAGGGAGGUGGCAUCCCUGCGACAGCAGAGGAGAUGAGCGAGCUGAUGUACAAGACUCUGCAGGGGGAGUGGGGGGAGAGGAGCAGGGACGAGGAGUGCGAACGCAUCAUCGCCGGCAUCGACCAGCUCAUCACUGUUGAAAUUGCAGCUCCCUUCUCUGGUCCUGUUGACUUAGUCCAGUAUCCCACGUACUGCACCGUGAUCGCUUACCCCACUGACCUGGGCACCAUCAGACUGCGACUCUUGAACAGAUUCUACAGGCGCCUCUCAGCAUUAAUUUGGGAUGCCAGAUACAUUGCACAUAAUGCCCGCACUUUCAACGAGCCAAGGAGCAAGAUUGCCCACUCUGCAAAAAUGAUCACAAACGUCCUCCAGAAAUUUGUAAAUAAUCCAAGCUGCACAGAUAUCAUGGAGAUUUACAAUGCUGUGGAAGAUAUGGAUGAAGAUGAUGAGGAAGAGGAUGCAGAAGCACCAGGAACCUCCUCUGGACAAAGACUACGUCAGCGCUCUGUGGAGGUGCCGCCAGACAGAGACUCCUGGAAGGAACAGUGCAAGAAUCUGCUCAACUACAUAUUUGAGUGUGAGGACUCUGAACCGUUCAGACAGCCUGUGGAUCCUCAGAACUACCCAGACUACCAUGACAUCAUUGAUACACCAAUGGACUUUGGCACAGUGAAAAGGAAUCUGGAGGAAGACCAUUAUGAAAACCCUGUAGAGGUCUGCAAAGACACUCGGCUAAUAUUUGCGAAUGCUAAAGCCUACACACCCAAUAAACGCUCCAAGAUUUACAGUAUGACCUUGCGGCUCUCCGCCUUCUUCGAGGAGCGAAUCAGAACAGUCAUAUCUGAGUACAAAACUGCCAUCAAGUGCAGCGAGAGGCUCCGUCGCAGCCAGAGGUUCAGAAAGAAAAUGCAACAACAGGAUCAGUCAGCUGGUUCAACAAGUCAAAAGAGGGCUGCUCACAAAACUCAGGAAAAAGUGGAGUCGACGUCAGUGACCAAAUCUACCUCAGCCAAAGUGUCUGUUCCAGAGCGGACCAGGAGUCGUCGAAACAGCAGCUCAGGUCACAGCUCCUCGGAGGAUGAGUCCGGCUCCAAGGCUGCUUCAUCAACACCAGAGUCUGACAGUGAGAGCGAGCUGAGUGAGUCGGAGGAGGAGGAGAAACGUCCAGGUUCCUCAAGGCAACAACAACGUAGACAGAAAGCCAGAGUUACAAGAGGCAGCAGUGCCAAGAAGAGGAAAAAAGUUGCUGAGAGUGACAGUGAAGAGGAUGACGACGACGACGACGACGAAGAAGAAGAGGAAUUUGACAGUGAAGGUGAAGAGGGAGAAGAUGGUGAGAUGUCUUCCCAGUCUUCAGGUCGUCGCUACCCCAGCAGGGCGAAGAAGAGCGGCAGCACCCGGCUGACCAGGAACAGUGCUGCUGCAGACAGGAAACGGACUGAGGGCAGAGCAGAAAUGAACGGUCACGGCAGCAGGUCGUCUCGCAGGGAGAGACGUCGCCACCAGGACUCUGACAGAGCCACGUCCCAGGGCUCUGACAGAGAAGAGGAAAUCACAGGACGCAGGUCACUCAAGAGAAAGACUGCGAGGGCGGCCGUCAACAAGAUCAAACUGCUCGAAGCGUCCGAUGAAGACUACGAGGAAGAGGAGGAGGAGGAGAAGCCGAGAAGGAACAGCAGCCGUCUCUGCAAUGCACCCCGGAUCAGCAAACGCACCGCAGUGCUCGAGAGCAGCUCAGAUUCCGACGAAGAGCCAUCAACACGGGCGUCUCGGAAUAAAAAGGAGUCAGCUGGAGAAUCAAAGGACGAAGAUGAGGAGGAGGAAGAGGAGGAAGAGGAGGAGGAGGAGGGCAAUGACAGUGAUGCUUCAUCCUCCUCACAGAAUCAGCAGAAUGGAGACACGAAGUCCACCAAACGGAAGACAUCAAAAACAGCAGCAAAGACCAAGGGAAAUGAUACUUCGUCCCACAUGAACGGACACAGUGCAAAACACAAGUCUGACAGCAACUCUGAACAGGAGGAAGCUGCAGAGGAGAGUUCUGGAGAAGCCGAUGAGGAGGAGGAGGAACAGACAGCUGUGUCUCAGAAACCCUCCAGAAGCACAGCAACCACUCCAGCCAGGAAAAAUAGGAUUACAAGCGAGGAAGAGGAGGAGGAGGAGGAGGAGGAGGAGGUAAAGGACACUGAACGCAGGAACACACGACACAAACCGCCUGAAAGCUCGGAUGAAGAGGACAAAGACCAUAAUUCACAGAAACACUUGCACCAAAAUGGGAGAAAUGUGGAAGACGCGAUCCACAAGGACUCAAAGAAAAAGAGUCGAGUUUCAUCGUCGAAAAGCCAAGAUCAACAAAAAUCUGCCUCAACUAAUAAACUGGAUGGAGCAGAGUCGGAGGAACUUAGUGAUACUCCAAAGAGAUCUGGACUACGCAAGAAAAAACUGAAAAAAGACAAGGAGCGCGAGGUUCAAAGCGAUCGCUCCAGUGAUGAAUUGGAGGUGAAGACAAAGAAGUCAAUGAGCAACAAAAGCAAAUCUAAACGGUCUCGUGGUGUAACCUCCGCUUCAGAGAGCUCUGAGCAAGAGUACAAACCCAAGAGGAAGUCGUGGAGAAAACGCUCCACUGGCUCAUCAGACGAAGAGUCGGAUAAUUCGGACAAGACACCUAGCAGACGGCCGCGCCUCCGAGCCCUGCCGAAAAAGAAAUACAUCAGUGACAACUCCCUUUCGGAGGAAGACUCUGCCUCUGCGAGCCAAGCCAAACAGCGGAACGGUAACAAAACAGCCACGGUUGCUAAGGAAGACAGGUGUAAUAAAAGAGAGUCUAAAAGAAGCUCUCCUAAUGAAAGCAGGAAUCAGACGUCUUCCAAGCGGAAACGAAUUUACACCUCAGACUCUGAAGAUGCAGAGGACGGUGUAAAGAAAGAUCCAGUGCCCAAGAGCAAUAAAAAAAGCAAGUCAGGCUCCUCCAAACGGGAAUCCAAACAAGAGGAGAGCAACGAGGAAGACACCGCAUCCCAAUCUGAUUCCAGCGAGGAGGAGGAGGAGGAAGACGUCAGUUGCACGAGGACGAGGAGGGGGAAGAAGAAUGAGAGGCGGCCGAAACACAAGCGAAAGGAGAGCUACAGCAGCAGCAAUCACAGCUCCGACUCAGAAAGCGAGCAGUUGUCUUCAGCCUCUGAAAACUCAUUUGCCAGCUCAGGGUCUCACAGCAGUCCAAAGAGGAGAGGUCUCAGACGGUCCGCGAUCGGCGAGAGGACUGCCGGCCGCCAGCUAAGGCAGCGCCGUCGACAGGCCGCCUCAGACGAGGAGGAGGAGGACAGUGUCGAGGAGGAAAGCAAAUCACAGAAGAAGACACGCGUGAACACCCGUAACCGGGGCAAGCGGACGGUAUCUUAUCACGACAGUGAAUGAAGGACUUGGCGGCUGGAACUACAGGCUUUAGAGGAAAGACGGAGAGGCAUUAACUGGAGACAGUAGAGACACUUGAUGGCCACGUUAUGGUAGUAGCACUGGAGUCCUCGAGAGAAAAAUGCUGUGAAUCUGUUUCAUUCAGGGAUAUUUAUAUUUUCUAUGAAAAACAAUGUUUAUAAAUGUAACACAAAUUCAAGCAUUUUGAAACUGCUGGUUUUCACAAGGAUACAGAGCAAAACUCCACCUCCCAUACUGCUUGUUGUGAUUUGGCCAGCAGAGUAACCAUUCUGGGGAAUCUUGUCAGCUUUGGGUGCUAUCUAAUAUACCUCCUGUUUAAUCAAGCAUAUUGCUGGCUUGCACUAAGAUACACUGUAAUGAGGUAUUUCAUACACUAGUUUUGCAUUAGAAACUCAGGGGUCAACUAAGUUUACUGUAGUCUCAGACAUGCAGUUGUUUUUUGAGCUAAGGUGUAAGGACAAGAAACAAUUCCAGGUCGGCAGAUGUCCAAGCACACACUCACUGGGACAAAACGAAUCCAUGUUCAGACUUUUGACUACAGCACUCCUCUGUAAAUCCACACACUUAAUGCUUGACUGUAUUGAGUUGAUAUGAGCCAAAUGAACAAAUAUGAAUAUUUUCCCCAUACUUUUUCUUUUUGUUUUGUUUAUUUUUUUUGGGUUAGUUUUGUGUUGUAUUCUAGUGAAUAGAUGUAAAUAUGUGAUGGAGAAUGAGAGGUUUGGCGCUCAGUCAGUAGCAAAGCGUUUAUUUAAAUUUGAAGUUUUUUAUUUUUAUUUUCUUUCUUUUUUUACAUUUAAUAACUGCAUUGUCUUGCCAUAUGUCACAAAUUGGUACUUUUUUGCCAAGUACAAUAACCUGUACUUAUUGCAGAAAUGCUGUGAUUUCUCAUAUUGGGAAGACUUGUUAUUGUUGUCCUGUGUUACCUACUUUCAGUAUUAAAUUCUUUUUCAGAGUUGACUUAAAACAUUUUUGCCAGUCACAUGGUUUAGUUUGGUUUCUGGGGAGGUUUCUAAAUACAGUCGCUUUAUGACAUUUUGCUUAAUGUUUUUCGUACUACACCUUUAAUAAACAGAUCUCACAGGAAAACUAUUAAUGCAAUGUGGUUGUGGAGUGCAAUGAAUGAGUUAUUCCUCCUAUUAAUAAAGACAUAAUUUC
Messenger RNA from Scomber scombrus (Atlantic mackerel), 8224 nucleotides. It is a transcript of the gene brwd1, whose product is annotated as bromodomain and WD repeat domain containing 1. Gene Ontology annotation, molecular function: protein binding. Gene Ontology annotation, biological process: regulation of transcription by RNA polymerase II; regulation of cell shape; cytoskeleton organization. The transcript is spliced from 44 exons. The coding region runs from base 209 to 7051 and encodes 2280 amino acids. NCBI's taxonomy places the organism in Eukaryota, Metazoa, Chordata, Actinopteri, Scombriformes, Scombridae. Gene Ontology annotation, cellular component: nucleus. The record is from RefSeq and is a predicted model, not a curated record.